AUGGGUGAUUUUCAUCAAUAUUUGAAGGAGAACUAUGCGUGUAUUGAAUUUGCUGAUGUUGGUGACGAAGAGAACGGUAAGGAGGAUCGUAUAACGUCGAAACUCUCCAUCGCGGAUUUAUUGCCCGAGGAAGCCAUGUGCAAGUCGACAUUUUCACGAAUCCUUCUCGAAUAUAUGCAGACGAUUGCCACUAAAAUGAAAUCUGAGGUGGUGACCACUGCUCAAUUCAUUGAUCAAAACCACCCCAAUGCUGUUUAA
Messenger RNA from Anisakis simplex (herring worm), 258 nucleotides. NCBI's taxonomy places the organism in Eukaryota, Metazoa, Nematoda, Chromadorea, Rhabditida, Anisakidae. The record is from the annotation of a GenBank genome assembly.